Messenger RNA from Meloidogyne enterolobii, 2853 nucleotides. NCBI's taxonomy places the organism in Eukaryota, Metazoa, Nematoda, Chromadorea, Rhabditida, Meloidogynidae. The record is from the annotation of a GenBank genome assembly.
UUCUUCUUCUAUUCAUUCUUCCCUAUCAUCUACUUACUACUUACUAAAAAUACUUUUUAUUCUUUUCUUCUUCCCCCCAACAUUUCCUUCUUGUCGGCCAAAUCGAUCAGUCUCCUAUGGCCUAUUAUUUUUUUGUUCUUGAAAUCUUUUAGUCCUCACACAUUACUCAUCCCUUUUAUCUUGCGUAAAAAACUCCCAGAAAAUUAAUGGCGAAAUCCGAUCAGAUUUAGUAAAGAUUUUCUUUCUUUUUUAGUUUCUCUUAAAAGUUUGUUUUUCUCGAUUUUUAACUUUUUAGGGAUGACUAUUGUAUUGAGGGGAGGGGAAUCUGGGAGUAUUGGUAGUGGACAACAACCACUUUCCAAUUCCUCAACACAACGUGCUAACCGUUCUAGCGGCGUUGGUUCUCGUUUUAAUGGAAAUCGUUAUCGUCGAACAGCAAAUUCUACAAUAGCUGGUACUGGAUCUUCUUCUUCCUCUAUUGGUGGCCAUCCAUUAAUUGGAGCAGAUCCACAGAAAAAAGAAAUUAAACAUCGUUUUGAAAUUACAGCAAAAUUAGGCUCGGGGACCUAUGGAAAAGUUAGUUUGGCAUUUGAUCACAAAACAGAAAGAGAAGUUGCUGUAAAACUUAUAAAGAAAAGUGCUAUAGAAAAUAAACAAGAUUUGGUUAGAAUAAGAAGAGAAAUUCGAAUAAUGUCAAUGCUUAAUCAUCCAAAUUUAAUACAAAUAUAUGAAGUUUUUGAAAAUAAAGAUAAGAUAAUUUUGGUAAUGGAAUAUGCAAGUGGAGGAGAACUUUAUGAUUAUGUUAGUAAAAAUGGAAGUCUUUCUGAACAAGAAGCAAGAAGAAUAUUUAGACAAAUAACUUCUGCUGUACUUUAUUGUCAUAAAAACAAAGUUGCCCAUCGAGAUUUAAAAUUAGAAAAUAUUUUACUCGAUUCAAAUAAUAAUGCAAAAAUUGCUGAUUUUGGUCUUUCAAAUUAUUUUGGCCAAAGAAAUAAAUUAUUAUCAACAUUUUGCGGCUCCCCUUUAUAUGCCUCACCAGAAAUAAUUAAUGGGACACCUUAUAAAGGGCCAGAAGUUGAUUGUUGGAGUUUGGGAAUUCUUUUAUAUACUUUAGUUUAUGGUUCAAUGCCUUUUGAUGGAAGAGAUUUUAAUCGAAUGGUAAGACAAAUUAAAAGAGGCGCUUAUUAUGAACCAGAUACUCCUUCAACUGCAUCUAUGUUAAUUCGUAAUAUGUUGCGUGUAAACCCUGAUAGAAGAGCAACAAUUUAUGAUAUUUCUGGACAUUGGUGGUUAAAUUUAGAAGAGAAUAUGCCCGUUAUACAAGAAUUGCCUGAAAAUCAAAUAACAGACCCAACCCCUUUAACUGAAAGGGCCGAAAUAAUGGUUGUACAAGAAUUGGCAGACGAGACAGACGUUUUUAUGGAAUUCGGACAUUUAAGUCAAACAACGAGAAAAAAGAUUGAAGAAUUUAGAAGAAGGAGGAAGGAAGCUGAGGAAUAUAAUGAAAAUUCUCCAAUAAAACCCCCAAAAACUCGAAAAGAAGAUGAAGAAGAUAAAUUAAAAUUAACUUUGGAAGAAAAAAGUUUAAGAGAAAUAAAAAAAGAAGAACCAAAAAAUAAAGAAAUAAAUGAAGAAGAAAUUACGAAAUUAAAUAAUAAUAAAAAUAAUAUUUUUUCUGAUCCAUUAGAAAGACUUAAAAAAUUAGAAAAUAGAUUGGGAGGAGGAGGAGGGAAUAAAAAAGAAGCAAGUCCAAAAUUGGAAGAAAAUAAAAAAUUGAAAAAAGAAGAAGAAAAGGAAGAGGAUUUAAUUAAAAAUAAUAAAAGAAAAUUAAGUACAAAAAUAAAUUUAAAAAGAAAAGAUUCCGUUAAUGAAAAUGUGAAAACACGAAAAGAAGAUAAACAACAAAAAACAUCAACAACUUCAAAAUUAAAUGAAGAUCCAACAAAAUAUUGGCGUUUAGAAACUGACAGUCUAAAUGCUUUAAUGAAUCAAGUAUUAGAACAAAUGGAGAAAGGCCCAGUUUCCCUUAAUUUAAUUGCAAAUAUCCGUGCCCAUCCAUUUUAUGAUGAAAGGCCGGAAGUUAAAGAAUUAUUGGAAACAAUAAUUGCUGCCCAACCAGUCGAGAUACAAAGAAAAGCUUCAAAAAUAACAAAACAAAAAUCGAAAGAUGUUGAAAAUAAUUUGGAAGAAAAUUCUUCGAAAGAAAUUAAAAAAGUUGGAAGUUUAAAGAAAAAUAAUAAAAUAAUUAAAGAAAAUGAGGAAGAAGAAGAAAUUGAAGUAAAAACUGUUGAAGAAAAAAGAAAAUCUUUUGGUAAAAGAAGAAGGGGUCCAGCAGAAGAAAGACGUUGGCAUAGUGUUGAGGUUGGAUUCUCUACUGAUUCAUCUACAGAAGAGAUUAGUCAACAACAAAAUGAUAAUUCUACUCCAACCACUCCAAAAGCAACAAUACCCCCUCUCCCUCCUCCACAAAUGUCAGCACCUAAAUUUGUCGGAACUGCCAGAAUUUCCCGUUCUGAGCCUUUGGGAGGUAUUGAUGAUGAGGAAUAUUUAGAAGAUGAAGAUGAAUUUUAUGAUGCUGCUGAAGAGGAAGAAGAUGAAUUUGAAGGGGAAAUAGAUGAAUUGGCAGAAGAAGUUGAACAGAUUAUUGGAGAGGAAAUUAAAGGAGAAAUAAAUAAAAAAGAAAAUAAAACAAAAAUAAAUGAGAAUAAAAAGGUUGUUGGGGUAGUAGCUACAGUUAAACCAAAUAUUCCUCCAAAAAUUGUUGAAAAAUCAGUUAUGCCAGAACCUGGACCUUCAACUUCAAAAACUACAGAUUCUUUAGAAAGAGGAUUGGCUAAAAGAGUUGUAAAGUAA